Eupeodes corollae is the source of this 994-nucleotide messenger RNA. RefSeq names its product ubiquitin fusion degradation protein 1 homolog (gene Ufd1-like). Lineage: Eukaryota; Metazoa; Arthropoda; Insecta; Diptera; Syrphidae. The coding region runs from base 72 to 974 and encodes 300 amino acids. Gene Ontology annotation, cellular component: VCP-NPL4-UFD1 AAA ATPase complex. The record is from RefSeq and is a predicted model, not a curated record. Gene Ontology annotation, molecular function: polyubiquitin modification-dependent protein binding. The transcript is spliced from 6 exons.
AAAUAUCAAAGUUUUCAUUAUUCAUUUCUAUUUAUUUCUAUUACUACAAAAGACAAACAAAAGGAAUUAUCAUGUUUCAAUUUGGUGGAUUUAAUAUGAUAUUCCCGGAUGUCGGGAGGAAUUUUCAAUCGUCCUACAAAUGCUUCUCAGUGUCCAUGCUUCCGGGAAACGAGCGACACGACGUCGAAAAGGGUGGAAAGAUUAUAAUGCCACCAUCGGCGCUUGAUGCGUUAACACGUCUCAAUGUAGAAUACCCAAUGCUCUUUAAGUUGAUCAACAGUAAAAAAAAUAGAAUUUCCCAUGCUGGAGUCUUGGAAUUCGUUGCAGACGAAGGAAAAGUUUAUCUUCCAUAUUGGAUGAUGGAUAAUUUGCUGCUAGAGGAAGGCGAUAUCAUAACUAUUGAAAGUGUAUCGCUCCCGGUGGCGACGUUUUCGAAAUUUCAACCUCAUAACACAGACUUUUUGGACAUAACCAAUCCAAAAGCUGUACUAGAGAAUGCUUUGAGGAACUUUGCUUGUCUAACCACUGGCGAUGUAGUUGCAAUAAAAUACAACAAAAAAGUAUAUGAAUUGUGUGUUCUAGAGACGAAGCCAGGAAAUGCUGUCAGCAUCAUUGAAUGUGAUAUGAAUGUUGAGUUUGAGGCCCCAGUUGGGUACAAGGAGCCCAGUACAUCGAAAAAAGUAGAACAACCCGAAGAAGAAACUGUUGAGAAUAUGGAAGAAGAAGUCAACACUUUCAGUGGUUCCGGAAAUCGCUUGGAUGGUAAAAAGAAGAAGGAAGCCCAAUUAUCGCAGCCUGUCAUGAAAAAGACCUUGCCACGAGGAAUUCCUGACUAUGAUUAUCAAAGAGAUGUUAUAAAAUUCGAUCGAAGCGUCAUACCCAUCAGUGAUCGCGUUCCAAAAGAAGAAUCAACAGCUCCUGAACCAGAUGACUUCCAAGGCCAAGGGUUUUCUAUGAAAAAAUCAAGAAAAUAAAUUUGUAACUUGAAAAAUUA